ACACACACUUGUAGACUGUGAAAAGAUUCUCGAGUCAUGAGCCAACCGCAUCAGCAGCAUGAGCAAUUGCAACGACGUCGUCGACGAUGCCGCCAACCGGCCGAGCCUUGCGAAUGUUUACGUCCUGUGAUAAGGGUUUUUGGUCUGCUGACUUCAUUCGUUAUCUGUGGAGUGGGCGUCGAUGUCUACAUGCAUGGCUAUCAGGCGGGACUUUAUAUACUUUUUUCAGCUUUGCUGGUGCUGUUCAUUGAGAUUAAAUGGCUGAUAACCAUUUUUCUGCAGCUCCAAUGCGGCGACAAUAAUUACCAUAGUAGCUCCUGCUGUCUCGACUGCUGGCGUUACUCCAUGCUCUUGGGCAGUUGGCGACCAGCGCCCAUAUAUGUCGCCGUGGGCGUGGCACUCAUAAUAUUUCCCCACAAUCUGUGGCUCAGCUAUGUCGCUGGAAUGUUGCUGCUUCUGCUUGCGUUGCUGCGUCUUUGCACCCUCCUUCGGUUCAACGGGGGCGGAGCCAAUCACUUUAAGGACGAGGGUCUGCUGCCACAAUGCGAUUUUGAAAAGGUUUCCAGUUUCGUGGACAGCGUGGAGGAUGAUUUCGCAGAAGUCUGUGUGUCGCAGCCCGAAGAUGAGGAGGCCGCCAUGGACGAUGACAUUUGCUAGUAGUUAAAAGCAUAUAUUAUUUAUAAGACUUUACUUUCAAGAAAUGUGCACGAUUGCAAUUAUAUAAAUUAAAUUUU
Messenger RNA from Drosophila albomicans, 734 nucleotides. RefSeq lists its product as uncharacterized. The record is from RefSeq and is a predicted model, not a curated record. The coding region runs from base 37 to 657 and encodes 206 amino acids. The transcript is spliced from 5 exons. Lineage: Eukaryota; Metazoa; Arthropoda; Insecta; Diptera; Drosophilidae.